This is a messenger RNA of Nothobranchius furzeri (turquoise killifish), 5201 nucleotides long. It is a transcript of the gene pum1, whose product is annotated as pumilio RNA-binding family member 1. Gene Ontology annotation, cellular component: cytosol; cytoplasm. The record is from RefSeq and is a predicted model, not a curated record. Gene Ontology annotation, biological process: regulation of mRNA stability; miRNA processing. Lineage: Eukaryota; Metazoa; Chordata; Actinopteri; Cyprinodontiformes; Nothobranchiidae. Gene Ontology annotation, molecular function: mRNA 3'-UTR binding.
GUUUUGUUUUCUUGUUUUUAUUUAACUAUUUUCCUGUCCUGUCUGUCUCUCAUCUUCCUGCAUCUCCUCUUAAUUCUCCAGAAAAUCUGUUGCCUGGAUUCUUACCUUUUCACCUCAUCAGUUACUUUUGAGCAGAUCAAAGGGAUCUCCUGACCACACAGAGGAGAGCGCGUUUUCGAUGCUGCGUGAGGUGACAUCACCACAGCACAGGCUGUGGUGGAAUGAGCAGUGUGUGUGUGUUGAAGAGGAAAGAAGUGCUCUGGCAGGAUUCAUUCAGCCCCCACCAUAGAAGUACGUCUCCCAGCAUGCCUGUGGUGCUGAGUAGUGGAGGACAUGCCCCCCCAACUGGACCACCACCCCAGGCCACGCCCCCCAGCCAGCAGGGCGUGGCGGGCGCUGGACGUUCCCAGGAUGAUGCCAUGGUGGAUUAUUUCUUCCAGCGGCAGCACGGAGAACAGCCUGGCAAACACCGCUGGCCCACCGGAGACAACAUCCAUGACAGUCAGGUGCGUUCCAUGGACGAACUGAACCACGACUUCCAGGCCCUGGCGUUGGAGGGACGCACCAUGGGAGAACAGCUCCUAACUAAGAAGUUCUGGGACACGGACGACUCGGGCAAGGACGGACCAAAAGGGAUCUUCUUGGACCAGUGGAGGGACAGCGCGUGGGGCGCCUCAGAUCACUCGGUGUCUCAGCCAAUCAUGGUGUCGCGUCGGCCGGGGCAGGGUUUCCACGGCGGGGGUGAGGUUGGCGUGGGCUCGGUGAUGUCACCGCGGUCGGAAAGCGGCGGACUGGGAGUCAGCAUGGUGGAGUACGUUUUGUCGUCCUCGCCGGCCGACAAACUGGAUUCCUGCCUGCGGAAAGGACCAUACGGACAGCGGGACGGGGAGGUGGAGGAGGAGAAGAGGGAGAAGCCCAAGACGUCGUUCGAAGGCGAGAAGCUGAAGGAGUUGACGGAAAGUCAAUCCGAUGUCAUUGGUGAUGUCAUCAAUCCUAACGGGCUGCCCGUACAGAACGGCCUCGACGUCGAUGUGAAGGAGUUUGGGCGCCCAGCGGGCAACAUGCCCCCCACCGGGCCCGAAGGCGACCUGCUGGGGGGCCCCGGAGGCGUCGGGGCCGAAGGCUUGGCGCCCCUUGUAGGUAGCGGAGGGCCCAAACCUCCAGAGGACUUCUCCGGCGUGGAGCAAGGUGGCGUCACCAUGGAUCAGAUGGAGUCUGUAAUGGAGCCGCUCCAGUUUGACUACAACUCCCAGAUGCCCAUGGACUCUGCGCCCACCGUGGGCCUGUUUGAUUACACCAACCAGCAGCAGCUGUUCCAGAGGAACAACGCCCUGGCGGUGCAGCAGCUAACAGCAGCCCAGCAGCAGCAGUACGCUCUGGCGGCGGCGCAGCAGCCCCACAUCGGUCUGUCUCCUGCGUUUGUGCCCAACCCCUACAUCAUCAGCGCUGCUCCGCCGGGGACGGACCCCUACGCAGCCGGGCUGGCUGCAGCGGCCACGCUCGGGCCGGCGGUGAUGCCGCCGCAGUACUACGGCGUGACCCCCUGGGGGGUCUACCCAGCCAACCUUUUCCAGCAGCAGGCGGCUGCAGCCAACAGUUCAGCCAAUCAGCAAGCAGCAGGCCAGGGCCAGCAGAACCAGCAGCAGGUGAUGCGAGCUGGGGGAAACCAGCGCCCUUUGACCCCCAGCCAAGGCCAGCAGGGUCAGCAGAAUGACCAGCUGGUUGCAGCAGCAGCGGUAAACUCCGCCCUCGCCUUUGGGCAAGGCUUAGCAGCGGGGGUCCCUGGCUACCCGGUCCUGGCACCUGCAGCCUACUACGAUCCGACGGGGGCGUUGGUUGUGAACACCGGGGCCCGGAGCGGCCCCGUCCGCCUUAUGGCUCCUGCCUCCGUCAUCUUAUCUCCUUCUGCAGCACAAGCAGUGGCAGCAGCAGCAGCCUCUGCAGGUGGUGCCAACGGGGGUCUGGGCGGAGGAGCCAACGGUCCGUUCCGUGCCAUGACUUCCCAGCAGCCUCAGCAGCAGGGGGGCCCUGGCGGCGCUCUGGGAGGAAGUUCCUUCUACGGCUCCUCGUCCCUCAGCUCAUCCUCCCAGAGCUCCUCUCUCUUCUCACAAGGUUCCGCUCAGCCUGGACCCGGUUCUGCCUCUCUGGGCUUCAGCCAGCCCACCUCAUCCUCCCUCGGCGCCACGCUCGGGGCCACACUGGGGGGCUUUGGCACCGCAGUGGCCAACUCGAGUGGAGGCAGCGGCUCCAGGAGGGACUCCCUGACCGGCAACAGUGAGCUGUACAAGCGCACCCCCUCCAGCCUCACCCCCAUAGGUCACGGAGGCUUUUAUAACGGCACUCUGGGCUUCAGUCCAUCCCCCGGUCCCGUGGGAAUGCCCCUUCCCAACCAGGGGCCGUCCCACUCCCUCACACCCCCACCCUCCCUGUCCAACCACAGCUCUUCGUCCAACCUCAACCUUGGAGGCCUGACCAACGGCAGCGGCCGCUUCAUCUCUGCUGCUCCAGGGGCGGAGGCCAAGUACCGCAGCGCCGCCAGCUCGGGCUCCUCCCUCUUCUCUCCUAGCAGCCAGCUUUUCCCGUCGUCACGGUUACGCUACGGCAUGUCGGACGUGAUGCCCUCGGGUCGCAGCCGCCUUCUGGAGGACUUCAGGAACAACCGCUACCCCAACCUGCAGCUCAGAGACAUCGCCGGUCACAUCAUGGAGUUCAGUCAGGACCAGCACGGCAGCAGGUUCAUCCAGUUGAAACUGGAGCGAGCGAGUUCGGCCGAGCGCCAGCUCGUCUUCAGUGAGAUCCUGCAAGCGGCCUAUCAGCUCAUGGUGGACGUGUUUGGAAAUUACGUCAUCCAGAAGUUCUUCGAGUUUGGCAGCCUGGACCAGAAGCUGGCUCUGGCCGAACGAAUCCGAGGCCACGUGCUGUCUCUGGCCCUGCAGAUGUACGGCUGCAGGGUCAUUCAGAAAGCUCUGGAGUUCAUCCCCUCAGACCAGCAGGUCAUCAGCGACAUGGUGCGGGAGCUGGACGGCCAUGUGCUGAAGUGCGUGAAGGACCAGAACGGGAACCACGUGGUGCAGAAGUGCAUCGAGUGUGUCCAGCCGCACGCGCUGCACUUCAUCAUCGAGGCCUUUAAGGGACAGGUCUUCGCCCUUUCCACUCACCCGUACGGCUGCAGGGUCAUCCAGCGCAUCCUCGAACACUGCCUUCCCGAACAGACGCUGCCUAUUCUAGAGGAGCUGCAUCAACACACAGAGCAGCUAGUGCAGGACCAGUAUGGGAACUACGUGAUCCAGCACGUUCUGGAGCACGGCCGAGCCGAGGACAAGAGCAAAAUCGUUGCAGAGAUCCGAGGCAACGUUCUGGGACUGAGCCAGCACAAGUUUGCCAGUAAUGUGGUGGAGAAGUGUGUGACGCACGCGUCCCGGGCAGAACGCGCCCUGCUCAUAGACGAGGUGUGCAGCCUGACGGAGGGCCCCCACAGUGCCUUAUACACCAUGAUGAAGGAUCAGUACGCCAACUACGUGGUACAGAAGAUGAUCGACGUGGCCGAACCCACGCAGCGGAAAAUCGUAAUGCAUAAGAUCCGGCCCCACAUUCAGACUCUGAGGAAGUACACGUACGGAAAACACAUCCUUGCCAAGCUGGAGAAGUACUACAUGAAGAACGGCGUGGAUCUGGGUCCCCUCUGUGGCCCCCCUAACGGCAUCAUGUAACAACCCCCCCCCCCCCCCCCCCCCCCCCCAACUCACCUUUCUCUAUCCCGUGUCCUCCACCCUGCUGUCUAUCAGACACUUCAAAUAUCCCCCCCCCCCUCACUGAAGAUGCAGAGUACCCCUCACACCGCUGUUUCCAUGACAACCCUUCCGAAGGAGCUUGUUCCUACAGGCAGCCUUAGAUUUUGGUCUUUUCGUCACCCCUCCCCCACCCGAGUUUAGGCCUGCUGAACUGGGGCAAGCAGGGCAUGUGGGGGGUGGGGGGGGGGGAGAGGGAGGUGAAACCCAGUCUACUCAUCGCUUCACUCGUCUUUUUUCUUCCCUUCCUUUAUCCCCUCUUUUUGUUGUUUCUCAUGAACUGAAAAAAAAUUCACCUUUUGCUACUGCUGCACCCCCCCCCCCCCCCCCCCCCCCCCGAUAUUUACCACUAUGAGAGUAUUUAAUUUGUCUCACACACACACACACACACGCGCGCGCACACACACACGCAGCUUAACCAGCAGACAGAUCAUUUAGCAUGGGAGAUUCGUUUUCUGGUCUUGCUUCUAUAAAUAUAACGUGUAUACUUGGUGUAGACCUUUGCAUAUAUAUAUAAAUAUAUAUAUAAAACUUUGUAGUUUUUCUGGUUUUUGAUGUUGAUUCUGUAUCUAUAAUGUAUCCUAGUAGUGACCACAUACUUCUGACUGUAUAAUUGUACAUUUGUAAACCCUUGUAAUGUAAAAGUGCUUUACCACCCUUUUUUGGUAUGAGAAGAAAACGAAACGGUAAAAAAAAUUCACUCUAGAAAAAAAAAAACUGCAUUUCAUUGUAUAUUCUCGCCUCAUUGGUUGUGACAUAUGAGUUGUUGUAUAUUGUAAAUUGUAGUAUAAAUUUUUUGUUUUGAAAAGCCCUUUCUAUUCAGCGUAGUACCUGUACAAAGAUUCGCCACGCUUGGUUUUAUCUUUCUCGUCACUGAUAACUUCAGAACCCGCGGAUCUCCCACUGGCUCCUGAUUGGACGGAUUCUGUUAGACUUAGUGGUGUCUUCUGAGUUUUUGACUUUUUAUUAAAAAAAAUCUUUUAUAGGAGUGCUUUACCCCCUGAGAUGUUUGCGUACGGGUUUACCGACCGGGUGGGAGGAGUGAAUUUUACUCAUAAGCCCCUCCCCCUUUGCUUCCCGAAGCCCUUGACUUACCCAUGAUGCUUCAGGGGUAAAUCCACGGAUUGUACAGAGGAGGUUUCGGUUCAUUUUCUCUCUCGUGCUGUAAGUGCUGUAUCAUACGUGUCCUUUUGGGUGAGAGCGGCGCCGUGUACAUUUGAAGCAGCCUUGUGUAUAUUUACUACGAGCACACCUGUAACCAUAUGUGUAUAGUUAACAGAACCUGUGUAUGCUUAUUGCCUGGGCAACUAUUUUUUGUAACUCCUGUUGUAGAUUGUCUCCUAAACAAUUGUGUGAUCUUUAUUUUGAAACCAAACUGAACAAAACAAACAAAAAAAAACUUUGAAAAUUUAA